GAACUUCCUCGCUAGAAGCACACAAGAAAAAAAGUUAGCGUCCGAAAUAAUCUCCGUCCUUCGCCAUGAAAAGUGUGGUCGUGCUUAGUUUGCUGUUGUGCAUUUGCAGUACAGCCUUGUGUGUGCAGGUCAGGGAUGGCGACAAAAGUUUCCCCUUAGAGGCAGUGAAGCAGCUGAAGGUGAUGAUGGAUGACAUCGGGGCGCGACUUGGCCCUCGGCUAGCCCGCACCGGUGCAGUGCCUGCCGUGUGCGCAAACCCAGUCCUGCCUCAGGUGUUCUAUCCCGUGUGCCAAGGCCAGAGCGCUGCCGGGGUCUUCUCCCGACUCGUGAACAUCUUGGUUUCUUCGGACCCGUGUGAAAUAUGCGCCAACCCCUCCUGUUUUGGCUGUCUGCAAUGAGACUGACUUGGCAAAAAAUAUUUGUCACUGCAAAAAAAACAACAGAAUUACCCAAUUCAAUGUUGUUGUUUUUUAUAUACGGUUUGUAGUUUAUAGAAUAAAUGUAUCAUGUUUUUCUUGAUCAACAG
This is a messenger RNA of Corythoichthys intestinalis (scribbled pipefish), 526 nucleotides long. Its product is annotated as guanylin-like. Gene Ontology annotation, molecular function: guanylate cyclase activator activity. NCBI's taxonomy places the organism in Eukaryota, Metazoa, Chordata, Actinopteri, Syngnathiformes, Syngnathidae. Gene Ontology annotation, cellular component: extracellular region. The coding region runs from base 66 to 398 and encodes 110 amino acids. The transcript has 3 exons. The record is from RefSeq and is a predicted model, not a curated record.